AUGCCUUCAAUCAGUGAAAACCGACAACGGGAGAGCGGUUUCUUUCAACUUCCAAACGCUAUCAUUUUACGAAUCUUAGAUCUUCUGUUACCGGAAGAGCUUAGUCAGGUCGUUAAAAGUAGUCGUAAGCUUCAUAGGCUGGCAAUCAAUCCUGAUCUUUGGGAGAAAUUCUAUUUAUGCUUUUGGAAGGAGGAAAAUCAAGAUCGAGCUGAGUAUAACUUGCUCUCUGACUGGAGAAACAUAAAAAGGAUUCGUUGUUUGCGCAUAACCGCCGAAGAAGUCUGGCGCAAUAACCGUGAUACAACAACAGACUGUGAGCAUGUACCAUUUCCGAUGUUGCUUUGUUCGAGAUCAGCGUCAAUCGUACCCGGAUUUCUCGAGCAACCAGAUUUUUAUAAACUGUUUUGUGAGCGUAUGCGAAUCGAUCAAGUUGUUUUACAAAUAAUCAGGGAAGCAUCUCUACACCCAACUAUUUGGCCUGAAGAAGUGCAAGGCGUAGUGAAGGAGUUCGGGAACGAGGUAAAGGAUGUGCUUGUUGCUUUAAUUACUGCUCAAAAGAGGUUUGAUGAGCGUACAGGGAUUUUCAUUGAAUUCAACGAUGAUAUUGCCCUUGAAGACGUUCUUGGAUUCCCCUCGGCUUUACAAGUACGAAAGCCCUCAACAAGCAGAUCAAUUAGUCAUCACUUGGUUUUGUUGCAAAUUAGUGAAGAAUUGCUAGCAUAUUUACGAAAGGAACAAGCAUUUUAUGGAAUUGAACGACUAAGAUUAAAGCUUUGGCAAAUGGAAGAAGUGCAAGAAAAUCGUAAACCUUCGUGGACCGAAUUUAGCUCUACCCAGCAAAUACCUGAUGAUCAAAUGCCAUUACACCUGAAAACCGCCAAAAGGAUAGAGAAUGGUCUUUCAUUCUUGUCUAUGCUCAAUUCAGGUGAAGGUCAUGAAAUUGCAAAUGAAAUGGACAUGCUAGCAGUCUCAUGUUCGCUUUUUCUGCGAAAAGAGGGUAUUCCGCAUACUUCAAAAGACACAGCAAACGGUAUAUACAAAUUUAUGCUGCAAAACAGUUUUCGAUGUGCAAGCGGAGCAGAUAGGUUAGAGUUGAACAAAACGUUCUUGCAUUUCUCCUUGGAUGAAUCUGGUAGAGAAUGUCAAGCUUUGAUUUUUGCUGUUAUCUUUAGCUCUCUUUCAUGGAGAAUUGGUUUAUCUGCUAUUCCCGUUAGUACACCAAUAGGACCAAUGCUUGCCAUUUACAACUCAGAUUCACAAAGGGAAGAAUUUUCGAACAACUUUUAUUGGCUCAGCAUUUUGGAGGGUGGCGUCAUUUAUCAAACCCAUCAGAUAAAGCAAAAAUUUGGGUUAAGGCAGCUAAUUUAUAGGUUUCCGCAAAUGGCAAGGGUUUAUGCCAUGACACCCAUGGAAUGCUGUCUUGAAAUGAUAUACAAUGUCCAACGCAGCUGUUCCCGCAAAUCUGAAUCUAAAGCUGGAAGCACAUACGUCAAAUCUGAUACAAUUGAAGUCACAGAUAUUGAACAAGACGUUCCAUUCGGUGACUAUGUUCAUCUUCAAUUUGAGAACGCUCUACUAAGGCACGAUAAUGGUUUUAAUCCUCGGACGACGUUUUACAACACAUAUGACCGGCAAGUGUAUCUUACUUCAUCCGUUUAUCCAGCCCCUAUACAGCCUGCAAGGUCGAUUUUAAGAAACCUUCAAAGUGGAAAGCGUUUAGCAAGUGCCGGUAGACAUUUACGGUUCUUUACACGUUUACCAGAUCUUUCGCAGACCGUUAGGAGUUUUAAAGUGGCAGAAAGUGUCAUAAUGCAUACAGGCCACUCUAUCGAUUGGAAAUCAUUGUGUAACUUUGGUGAACACGAAGACACUUCAGAUAUUAUGCAACCGAAAAUUCACUCAGGCACGGAAAGACAUCUACAUGAAGGCUGGUACAAAGGUAAAGAUGCAUAUCCUAUUGGUGCAAUUAUUGUACAUUGGAAGGACGGCUUCGCUGCCGUUAUUGUUGACUGCUUUGAAAGGAAUACUUACAAUUUUAGUAGAAAUAGGCCCGCUAUAGAUUUUUGGAUCACAGAGAAAAAAGAGACCAAUCAACAUAUCUAUAAGGUCAUUUCCGCAAAUGGAACAGUCUUUCUUAUAGCUCAUGAAGAUGCAUAUCCUGCCGCAGCUUCUUUAUCCAUGCUGAAAGCAGGAGAUAAACCUUCAAGCAGUACGCACAAGGCAUCUUUAUCAUCGAGACAGAUCGAAAACUUACUCAGAGCUAGACAAUUCGGUUACACUUUUCGAUGUAUAGCUGCUCAAAAUGAUGGGAGCGGAUUGCGUCUAAUUAAGCACACAAAUCCACCCAAAGUUUUUCCCAGUCAAGAUCCACAACAUGAAGUUCGAGAAAAUCCAGAGAUAAAACGCUUUACUACAGACGAUCUCGAAUAUGGACAAACACAAAUUUUUCCUGAAACAACUCGAGAAAACGCAGAAAAUUCUCGACAGGAGAAUACCUCUAACGUAAGCGAAGUGAUUGCACAUCACAACAACGGUCGCGAUCGAAAUUUCUCUUACUUUCAUAGGCUCGAAUCGCAACCAGCUGACGAGGCUAAUUCCCAGCGUGAGAACUUUCUCACAAGUUUUCUAGAAACUACAAGAAAUACAAGAAUGUCUCAACAGGGGAACACUUCCAAUAAAUAUAAAGUGAUCGCACAUCACAACAACAUUCCCGAUCAAAACUUCCCUUACAUUCAUAAGUUCGAAUCGCAAGCAGCUGACGAGGCUAAUUUCGAGCUUGAAAAUGUGUAUAAAGAAGCCUUAAAAUCUGCUUGUACGCCUUUCUGA
Molecule: messenger RNA, 2826 nt
Organism: Meira miltonrushii
Lineage: Eukaryota; Fungi; Basidiomycota; Exobasidiomycetes; Exobasidiales; Brachybasidiaceae
Exons: 1
Coding region: 1-2826 (941 amino acids)
Molecular function (GO): protein binding
Source: RefSeq, a predicted model, not a curated record